UCGGCCGUUGCUCCGCGUGCAUGUGCCGGGCACGCUUAUCGAAUUUAAAAAUAAAACUUAUUUAACGCGUACACGUAUCCUGUUCCUUUACAUAACAUUCCGUGGUACUUAAAAAAAUCGAUGAUUCAUUGUAUUAUUUCAUCAUUUUACGAUUGAGUUUUUAUAAACUGUAUUAUUAUUAGACACGUUUUAAAUAAAUACUUAGCAUCGAAACCAGUCGCGUCGAGAUAUUCGAACGCAUACACAGAAAAAUAAACAAUCAGGAACCGUAUGUUAAAAAUGUGAGACACGUUACCAAUUUAAAAAAAAUAAUCAAAGAAUUUUAAAAAUGGAUUGGCGCGAAAAACUUUUUGGUCGCUUCCUCGUCAAAUGCGAUUCGCCGGGCACAAAAAAUGGCAAAUUUGAAAAUUUGGCGACUUUAGAGGCAUUAUCCGACUGCGUGGAGGAUGGGGAGGGUGCUGUGUGCGGUAUUUAUUUUUCAUUUGCAAACAUUAGUGAUACAAGUGACGAUUUCGGGGUUCGCCUGGAAGAGGUGUAUAAAAAAGUGUUUCCUAGAUUGAAGGUCGUGGAAGUAGUGCUAUGGGCUCAUGUCGGUACUCCCGAAGGUCCAGUUGAAAGAGAAGCGGGCUUUCGACGAAGUUUAACCGGAAAGCCAUGGUUUGCUGUGCCUUUUCAUGAUGUUGAUACAAAGCGACGUCUCACUCAGAAAUACAGUAUAGCAGUAGGCAUCCCUACUCUCGUGAUCAGAGGACGCGCGGUCAGAGAUGCACUGCUCAGUGAUCCUUCUGGAGAACGAUUUCCUUGGCCUGCACCACCGCUAGAUGAGGUCCUGAGAGGAGUCGAGCUGGAUGGAGAACAUAAGAAACUCUACGAGCAGUUGCCCCUUGAUGCUGUUAGAGUCUUCUAUUUCGCUGCACACUGGUGCCCACCAUGCCGGUCGUUUGCCCCGAGUCUUUGCGCUGCUCUAUCAGCAGUGCGCAAGCGACGAUCAAAGUAUGCCAACACGCAGCUCAUACUGGUUUCCAGUGACAGAUCUGAGCAGUCAUACGCACGUACAGUGGCCUCACUAACUUCUGGAAACGCGCUGGCUAUACCAUGGUCAGCCAGCGAAACGCGACUCGCUCUGCCAGCUGCCCUCGGAGUAGCGGGUAUUCCGGCACUGGUUAUCACAGAUGGCACUGGCAAAGUUCUUACAUCUAAUGGAAGGCAGAACCUAGCGGCUGAUCCGAUGGGAUUGAACUUCCCGUGGGCACCACGCCCCGUCUCCGUGUUAACUGAACAAGCAUUGCUAAAGAUGGCGCGUCACCCCGCUGUCGUACUCUUUAUAGACGAUGAAGACUCCGAAAUAGAAUUUUCCGAGUCGGUCCUAACACCAUCCGCUGAAUCCUACUACGAGGAGUGCAGCAUUCAGUACCCAGGAUUCUGCCCCUAUCAAAACUCCUCGGACGACGAGACAAUGGACUUCGACUACAGCACCACCAAAUCCUCAACCAAAAAGAAGAAAUCUUUCAAACACGUCAUGUUCUACAUCGGUAUUGAUGGAACGGAUAGUGCCGACAUGAUCAGAGAACACAUAGGUCUGGAUGACGCAGUACCUCUACUUACUGCCAUAGAUUUCCCAAAACAACGCAUGGUCACUAUGAAAAAUGGCGAUGAAAUAACAACAGAUUCCGUGCAGAAUUUUGUCGAUGCUUUUCUGAGCGGGAACGCUGAUUUUAAACCUCUAAAGCCUUAUAGUGAGAAGUGUUAAACGAACCAAAUGAGACACUCCCAGUAAACAUGUUACAUCGAAACACUUAUCUCAUUGAAAUAAACUUUGAUUUAGAGCAAGCUGCUUCAUUGAUAGUUGACAGCGAUAUAGAUAAAUCGAAAGUUCUAGAAAAAAAUACAAUUAGACAUGAAGAACAUAAUUCGACCUGGAAACGUCACCUGCAAGUCAAAAUCUAUUUACUAUGAAACUUGACCAUUGUACGUAGGUUUUUACCGAUUUAUUACAAAUUAGUGAUAGUAGACAUAGUUAACAAUAUAACCAAUAAUACAAAACUUAUACAAUUCUCGAUUAAAUAAAUUAAACUUAAGUUUAAAUUAAUUGUAGAAAAAAUUUCGACUGUACAUCCAUCCGUACAAGAAAGGCAAUCGACGUCUUUAUCUAUGAAGUUAUUAUUAAUGAUUUCUCUGAGAUAAUGCGUUCCUGACAGAUCCGUGAUCAAAUGAAUGACGUAACUUUGAAUUGCCAACAACGAUAAAAAUAUUAACUAUCUUUUAUUUGCCAACCUAAUGAUUUUUUAAAGAUUAUCAUUAAAAACUAUAUAAUUUGUCAACUCACAAUAAAUAAUAUAAUUUAAUUUAAUUUUUUAACAAAGUUAAUUUACAAUAAUUUCUUUUAAACCAUAUUCGUAGUUCAACUGUUUAUUUUCGUUGUGCGUGUACUGAGUGACAGACGUCAGGAAGGCGUACUUUUUUAGUGUUAUAUUAUAAUAUCUUAAAACUGUGAGAUUUUCAGAAUUUUCAAUAGGAUAGGAGGAGAAAUAUGCAAAGUAAUAUCAUAGACGCAUUUUCCAAGAAAUUUCUGAUAUUUGUGUUCUGAAAAAGACCUCAGUUUUUAAAGUUUUAUUAUUAAUACAAUAAACAUCGAC
Messenger RNA from Nymphalis io (European peacock), 2636 nucleotides. RefSeq names its product nucleoredoxin-like. The record is from RefSeq and is a predicted model, not a curated record. NCBI's taxonomy places the organism in Eukaryota, Metazoa, Arthropoda, Insecta, Lepidoptera, Nymphalidae. The transcript is spliced from 6 exons. The coding region runs from base 329 to 1750 and encodes 473 amino acids.